UCGACCAGCCCAGGACCAGCAGCAUGGGUCUCAUGGAGCACAUUGGCUCGCAGCCAGAGUCGUACAAGCAGAAGAAGGCGUACAAGUUCGAGGAGGUGCUCGGCACUGGAGCGUUUGGCGAGGUCAAGCAGGCGUCGUGGACACCGCCGCCGGGCAACCCUCACUACGACGACGCGCAGAAGGUCGGCGGCCACAUCGAGGUCGCCGUCAAGGUCAUCAAGAAGAAGGCGCUCAAGGGCGACCUGCAGGCCGUGCACGACGAGGUCGAGGUCCUCACCGGCCUCAACCACCCCAACAUCGUCAAGCUCUACGACUCGUUCGAGAGCAAGGAGAAGUUCUACCUCGCGUUCCAGUUGGCGUCGGGCGGCGAGCUGUUUGAGAAGAUCGCGUCGAGGGGCAAGUUCACCGAGGGCGAUGCGGCGACCGUCAUCACCCACCUCCUCGAGGGCAUCAAGUACCUGCACGACCACCACAUCGUCCACCGCGACAUCAAGCCCGAGAACCUCUUGUACAUCAAGCCUAACUCGGACCAGCUCGUCAUCGCCGACUUUGGCAUCGCCAAGCACAUCGAGGACAACGAGAGCUUGACGAGCCUCGCCGGCAGUCCGGGUUAUGCUGCUCCCGAGGUCCUCCUCAAGCAGGGUCACGGCAAGCCGGUCGACCUCUGGUCCGCAGGCGUCGUCACCUACACACUUCUCUGCGGCUACAUUCCGUUCCGAGCGACGGGCACGCAGGAGCUCAUCGAGGAGUGCAAGGCGGCCAAGCUCGAGUUCCACAACAAGUACUGGAGCAAGGUGUCGGACGACGCCAAGGCGUUCAUCCGGGCCCUGAUCCAGCCCAACCCGGACGACCGCCCAACGGCCGAGCAGGCGCUCAAGCACAAGUGGCUCGUCGACGCCGCCAAGCGCCAGCACGAGCACGACCUGAGCGAGGGCUUCAAGGCCAACUGGACGCCGUCCCGGCGGUGGAAGAGCUCGAUCAACACGCUCAUCGCGACGCGCCGCUUUGCGCAGGCGGCCGAGAAGGCUCGCGGCACGUCCGGCUCGACGCCUUCCUCCUCCGAGUUGACGCCGGCCGACGAGCACCCGCCGCGCACGUCUGCCUCAACCGACGAGUACAACACGGCCGAGGAGGACGACCCGGGCCUGCACGACGCGAUCCGGCGCCGGGACCGCGAGCACGAGACGGUGCGCGAGCGCGAGCUGCAGGCCAAGUCGCACGAGCGCGAGCGGGGCGAGGGGCGCCAGGGACGCCGGAGCGCAGAGCGCGACAGGGACCUGAAUCAGAUCAGUGCGGGCCUCGAGGGCCUGCAGACCUGAGCGCUCGUCGGGCGAGCUUCCUCCUCCCUCUCGGCGCUCGCUCGUUCGUCGGCGCACUCUCUCUCCUCGGCGCGCGCCCGUCGGUGCCUGUCAGUGCCUUUCCUCCCUCUCUAUCUCGACGUCGCCGUGCACUGUAUGUAUGUAUCGAGUCG
Rhodotorula graminis WP1 is the source of this 1471-nucleotide messenger RNA. RefSeq lists its product as uncharacterized. The transcript has 11 exons. The record is from RefSeq and is a predicted model, not a curated record. Gene Ontology annotation, molecular function: ATP binding; calcium/calmodulin-dependent protein kinase activity. NCBI's taxonomy places the organism in Eukaryota, Fungi, Basidiomycota, Microbotryomycetes, Sporidiobolales, Sporidiobolaceae. Gene Ontology annotation, biological process: protein phosphorylation; cellular response to oxidative stress. The coding region runs from base 24 to 1319 and encodes 431 amino acids.